AUGAUCGCGAGCAAUACUCAAUAUCCAAGAAUUAGCGAUUGGUCUACUGCCUCAUUCGAGAGUCUAGAAAAUCGAAACGCAUGGACUAGUAGCAGUCCUGAGCCCGUCAACACCAGCCAAAUACAUAGAGAUGACCCAUUCCCAAAGACAUCAGCAAGCCGUUGUUCGUAUCUAUAUCCAUGUCUUCCAGGUCUACUAUUAGCUAUCCUGUCAAAUCUGCUAACACUAGGUGCUGUCAUAGUACUUUGGUUAGUUCCACAUAAUGAUAUAAGAACAAUACCACCCUACGAAACACCUACUGGUACUAUCGUUUUAUUUGUGGGUAAUCUUUCAACUCUGAAUAAUACCUAUUACCGUUGGUUACUUUGUGAUGGAUCAGAAGUAUCACGAGUAACAUAUAGUGAUUUGUUUAGUGUGAUUAACACUCUGUAUGGAUCGGGCAAUGGUAAUAAUACUUUUAAUUUGCCAGAUCUUCGUGGUCGAUUUCCAUUGGGUAACAACGACAGUAGUGGUAGUUCAUUCAUUCUGGGAGGUGCAUCAUCACUGACACUCACAGUAUCACAAUUACCAGCUCAUUCGCACAGCGAAGGUUCGUUGACGACACUUUCUAAUGGAACACAUGCGCAUUCGAUUACAGAUCCUGGACAUAAUCACGGUGGAUCAACAGGUAGCGCGUCUUAUUCUAGUGGUUCCUAUUCUAUGGGAAGCUCUGGAGGUGCUGGCAACGACAAUGGCGCUCACACUCACAUAAUUAACACUGACUAUACUGGUAUCACGAUACAAUCGAGUGGAAGUCACACACAUACAAUACAAGGCUCAACCGGUUCACAAGGUGCUAAUCAACCAGUUGAUAUAAUGCCACCUUAUCACACUACUUACUACAUUAUUCGAGCGUGA
This is a messenger RNA of Adineta ricciae, 897 nucleotides long. The record is from the annotation of a GenBank genome assembly. NCBI's taxonomy places the organism in Eukaryota, Metazoa, Rotifera, Eurotatoria, Adinetida, Adinetidae.